CCCUUGGACUAUGCACGAGAACAACUUCACGAACUCUGAUGUUUUGCACAUAGAAGUCGGUGCAUCGCUGAACGUUUGUGUGGUUGAUCUAAUUGACAGGUGGGUUAAUAAUGGAAACUAAACCAACAGUGAAGAGGCCUGUGUCAGAUCUAGGCGACAGUGACCUAGAUGCAGACUCCGCACCUAAGAAAAAAACAAAAGUAAAUGUCAAUAACAAUUCCUUGGAUUGGAGAAAUUUUAGUUUAGUCACUGAAGGUGCCAGUGAUGAUGAUUCUGGGAUAAUAACUGAAUCACCAAGUGGAUUCAUAACUGUCAGAACUACAGACACUGUUGAAAAUGGAGAAAUGCCAAACAGGAAUCAAGAUGAUAUGGCAGUUAUUGACAAGAUUGCAUCACUUCAACAAGAUGCUGAGGUCAUUGCGUCCUUGGUGCCCAAUGUUGAUGUUUCAGAAAUUUAUGACAGACUUUACUCAUUUAGAACAAAUCCAAACCGAAUGGACAUUGUGACAACAGAAUUACUUGAUAAUCCCCCAGGUGAAGACUUUGAGACAGAUGAAGGUCCUGGAAACAAAGGAGAAACUUCUUCAAAAUCAACUCUGUAUGAGGAUGUCAAAUCUGUGGUUCACAAAGUCAAACUAGCUGCUGCGUCUGUGAAAUUAAAUCCUGCUGAAAUUUUUGCUCUCUUGGAGAGGCAUGCUUAUGCUCCUGACCGAACAGAUAUUGUUGCUAAUCUGUUUCUCCAGGAUGUGAAGGUUACCAAUGGAGCUUCUAAUGAAGUGGAUCUGUUUGAUGAGGUGCAGAAGGUGAUCUCAAAGGUCCCAGCAGCGAAUCCUGAUCAGGUUUACGCUUUGCUGGAGUCUUUUUGUAGCCGUGGUGACAGAGUUAAAAAAGUGAUAGACCAGUUGACAAAAGUUGUUGACCAGCCCAUAGUAAUUGAUGAUGAUUCUUUACCCAGUGAACCACAGUCGAUAUACAAUGACCAUGUGUGCCUGGACAUGAAAAAGGUAGCUAAAACAUUUCCUGAAACGGACAGGAGUCAAAUCGAAACAGGUGUAGAAACUUGGUGUGAUAAGAAGGACGGGGUGUUGCGGUUCACAGAGAAGAGUGUUUGCUCAUCAAAAGGUGAAAUCAGCACACCUCUGUCAGUUUCCAGUGAUGGAGAGGAAGUGACUAUAGGGAAACCAGUUUUCCCAGGUGCCUGCAGCCUACAACAGGAGGUUGACCAACCGGAAAUAUUCCCAGAUUGUGAUCCCAAUUAUCUCUUUGAACAACUGGAAGAAAAGGCAAAUGAUGCAGAGAGAGUGAAAAGCCUGGCAGCACAAAUGUUUGAUAAAAGGGACUAUCCGAAAAUGAAAGAUGUGUUGGAAAAGAAUAGAAAACUUGCUAAACAAGUAGAAAUUAAAAAUCUAAAGUUUGACAUGCAAAACUUCUUAUCCAAAUUUCCAGAUCCAGUGGAAUUUUUCUCAAAAACGGACACAGUUAUGAGUGACAGUUACAAAGAGCACUGCUUUGUGUAUGUUAGAAAUGAGUUUAACUGUUUUACUUUGGCUCAUGUGAAUAAGGUACUGGAGAAAUACAAUCACCAUCUGGCUCCAGCUGUUAGAGAACUGAAAGAACUGAAAGAAGAUCUUGUUAAAACCAAGAAACGGCGCCGAAAACUCCACAGAAAACAUUCACCAUUUCCAGAUGAACCAGAUGAGAGAUUUUAUCAUGAACUUCUCUUCUCACAAAAUGAACAAAAAAUCAAAGAUCAUUUUCUGAACAUAGAGCUGGAAAGGAAAAGGAAACUUCAAGCUGCAAGAAGAAAUGGUGAACUGUAUGAAUGUGGAUGUUGUUUUGAUGAUGAACUUCUAUUUGAGGACUUGUCAGCCUGUGCAGAUGGCCAUCUUUUCUGCCGAGAAUGUAUCCGCCGAUCUACAGAGUCUGCACUUGGUGAAGCAAAGACUAAGUUUCCCUGCUUGACAGGGGAAUGUGAAUAUGAUAUUCCACUGACUGUCUUGCAGGAAGUCCUUACAUCAGCAAUGUUCUCCAGAAUGUUGUCUCGGUUACAAGAAGAAGAGAUUCGAUUGGCUGAAAUUCCUGAUCUGGUCUCGUGCCCAUUCUGUAAUUUUGCCACCAUUAUGUCUGAUCCCAGUGAUAAAGUAUUCAAGUGCCUCAACUCAGAAUGCCUCAAGGAGACAUGUCGGCUAUGCAAGGAACCCAAUCAUGUGCCAUUGAAGUGCGAGGAGGUGGAGAAACAAGGGGAGACAAGCAUGAGAACCUACAUCGAGAACCGCAUCUCAGAGGCCAUGUUGAGAACCUGCCAUCGGUGUAAGAAGAGAUUCUUCAAGGAGACUGGUUGCAACAAGAUGACAUGUUCCUGUGGUGCCACCAGUUGCUAUGUCUGCCGAAAACCAAACAUUGACUACAAUCAUUUCCAAGGUGGUAGAUGCAGCAACACUGAGGAUGCCCAAAAGAUUCACUUGGAAGAGAUGGAGAAGGCAGCUGAGGAGGCCAAGGCACAAUAUCUGAAGGAUCAUCCUGAUGCAGAGAUUAGGUCUCUCAAGUAUGACCCCAGGAAACAUGUUCAAGAAUAUAAACUGACAUCAGGUUAUGGAAAUAAGAAUGAGGAUGGUGCAGCAGGUGGUGAUGAUGAUGAGGAGAUGAUUAUGAUGAUGAUGGUGUACAGGUGGUAGAAGAUGAAUGGUCAGAUGAUGAUGGGUUAGGGUAUUACUUCUUCUUCUAGGGCUAAGCCGAUCUACUUCACCACAAAGAAAUUACCAUUGCUCCUAGCUCCAAAUCUUCACAACAUU
Messenger RNA from Haliotis rubra (blacklip abalone), 2792 nucleotides. RefSeq lists its product as uncharacterized. NCBI's taxonomy places the organism in Eukaryota, Metazoa, Mollusca, Gastropoda, Lepetellida, Haliotidae. Gene Ontology annotation, molecular function: zinc ion binding. The record is from RefSeq and is a predicted model, not a curated record.